Messenger RNA from Zootermopsis nevadensis, 1822 nucleotides. It is a transcript of the gene Tmem43, whose product is annotated as Transmembrane protein 43. NCBI's taxonomy places the organism in Eukaryota, Metazoa, Arthropoda, Insecta, Blattodea, Termopsidae. Gene Ontology annotation, biological process: lipid metabolic process; nuclear membrane organization. Gene Ontology annotation, cellular component: nuclear inner membrane. The record is from RefSeq and is a predicted model, not a curated record.
CUUGACUUACCUGUCGCAUUCUGUGCAUAUCGAUACACCUUCGUCGUGGUCAUCACAUGUCAAUGCGUUAAAGGAAAGUGAAGCAAAUCGUAGUUGUUGCAGAAGGAGACAUGUAUAGGACUAAUUUUCCAGAUGCUCCUCGUCCUUAUGCAAACGCAAAGAGGCAUAGUCCGAGUAUAAAGGAGCACCUGAGAGCAUCAUGGCUGACUUCUGUAAUAGGUUUCAUCAUGUUCUUAGCUGGAAUGAAACUCGUCUACUGGAAUGAGGGACAAGCUGUACAAACUGCCCAUUCACUGGAGGAAGCGAUGAAUGCUGUUAUUCCUGUCAAGUACACAUCUGUCAUAAUGGAAGAAAACAAUGGAAAGUUAGUUCAUUUUAGCGGAACUUUGCGUGUCGGAGAGCCGCUUGCAGAGGUGGAAUACGGAGUGGCUGUUCCUGCAGUUAAAUUGAAGCGCCGUGUGCAGAUGUAUCAGUGGGUUGAAGAAAAACAUAAGAGGGAGCAGGUACCAGGAGAUCAUGAAUACGUUGAACUGAGUUACUCCUACAGCAUGGAGUGGAGAGAUAAACUGAUUGACAGUUAUCUGUUCUACAAUACGGCAGGCCAUCGCAAUCCAAAGGAAUUUCCAUUGAAGACCACAGUGUACGUGAAUGAACGCGUGAGUGUGGGGAGGUACAUGUUCGGUGCAGCCCUCAUAGAUAAGUUCUCAGAUUUUGUGCUGGUGACAAGCGAUGAACGACCGGAGAGGCGGGACAUCAAAUUGCACGCAGGCCUGUAUUAUCAUAGUCGGGAUGUGUGGAACCCGGAGGUUGGUGACAUCAGGGUUCAGUUCUCGUACGCGGGGAGGGCCGACGAAGAGGUGAGUGUUGUAGGGAUGCAAGUUGGGAAGGAAAUUCAACCGUAUCGGACAUUCUCAGGGAAUGAAAUACUGAUGCUGCGGCAUGGACGCCUGACGGUAGAGGAAAUGUUCCUUGAUGAACAAGCUCGCAACCAGUGGCUGACGUGGGCUUACCGUGCCCUUGGCUGGCUCAUGAUGUUUCUUGGGGCAAACUGCGUUUCAAAUAUCCUGCAAAUUAUUGUUUCCAGGUAUUCCAUCUUGCGCAGUUUGUUGUUGAUGGGUAUGAAUUUUGUAAACAUGGCAAUAUCCACAUCGGUAUGUUUCCUGGUAAUGUCACUUGCUUGGAGUUCGUAUCGCCCUGUGCUUGGCACCCUCCUCGUCAUUGGAGGAGCCAUGCCAUUCCUGUUUUCAGCAGUUCGGCUCUACCGUCGCGAACGAGAAAGUCGUUACCAGAGGUUAUGAUUUUUCCCUAGCGUGUGGAAAUGGUCAGUAUUUUUUUUUUACUGAAUUGUGAAGAACAGAUAUUUUACAAUAGAGCUGUAAGUGCUCAGUAAGGAUUAAAGAAUGUCGUAUUUCAUAACAGAUUCAGUCGUAUCUUAUUAGGUAGCUAGAAAUUUGGCGAGAAGCCGGAGGAUUCUGGAAAACUGCAUGAAAAAUAGACGCUAAUAAGAUUUACGAACUGACUGUUACCAAAGAAUCAUAUUCUAAACAGUUUUUACAGUUUGAAUAUUAUAAGUCAUUGACAUUUAUCUGUGAUUUCUGUUAUAUACUGUGCAGCGCAUUAAAGUGAAAUUAAAACUUUGUAAUGUGAUAGGUGGGAGGGACUUCAACACCAAAGCGUUCUUGUUCCUUUCGUGUUUUGUGGAAAGUGUGUGUUUAUGAAACAAGAGAAAGUUUGUACCUGAAAGUGUGUUAGUUUAAACAGAUGGCUGUAAGUUCGGAAGGCCAGGUUUCUUUAAUGAACUGGUUGAUCCAGAUUGAAGGUU